Messenger RNA from Choloepus didactylus (southern two-toed sloth), 3187 nucleotides. It is a transcript of the gene STK31, whose product is annotated as serine/threonine kinase 31. Gene Ontology annotation, biological process: protein phosphorylation. The coding region runs from base 1 to 3081 and encodes 1026 amino acids. Gene Ontology annotation, molecular function: ATP binding; protein kinase activity. Lineage: Eukaryota; Metazoa; Chordata; Mammalia; Pilosa; Megalonychidae. The record is from RefSeq and is a predicted model, not a curated record. The transcript is spliced from 24 exons.
AUGUUGUCGCAGCGGCUUGUGCGCAAGCGCAGCGUGGGACCUGAGCUGGUGAAAACGCCGAGGCGAACGCGUUUUUCAGGAAUUGUGAAAAUGGAUGAAGAUACAAAUUACAAUAAAGUUGAAGAUGUGGUUGGAAGUCAUGUGGAAGAUGCGGUAACAUUUUGGGCACAGAGUAUCAGUAGAAAUAAAGAUAUUAUGAAGAUUGGGAGCUCACUGUCUGAAAUUUGUCCCCUUGCCAACUCAGUUUUUGGGAACCUUGAUCCAAAAAAGAUUUAUGGUGGAUUAUUUUCUGAAGAUAAAUGUUGGUACAGGUGCAAAGUAUUGCAAAUCAUCAGUGAUGAAAAGUGUCUGGUGAGGUACAUUGACUAUGGAAAUACAGAAAUUCUAAACCGAUCUGAUAUGGUUGAAAUUUCUUUGGAUCUGCAGUUUUCCAGUGUUGCCAAAAAGUACAGACUUUGGGGACUACAAAUUCCUUCCGGCCAAGACGUUACCCAGUUUGAUCAGGGCAGAACCUUUUUGGGGAGCUUGAUUUUUGAAAAGGCGAUAAAAAUGAGAAUUAAAGCAACCUAUCAAGAUGGAACAGUUAUUGCUCAGGCUGAGUAUGGCAGUGUGGAUAUAGGAGAAGAAGUGGUUAAGAAAGGAUUUGCAGAAAAAUGCAAACUUGCUUCCAAUACUAACGUCUGUGAGGAAAAAAAAUCAGAUCCUGGUCAGCUUGCCCUCAGGAACCUCAAAAGUCCUAUUCCAUUGUGGGGGCACAGAUCAAACCAGUCAGCCUUUAGCAGGCCAAAGGGGCGCUUAAGAGGGAGGCCGACUCUUAACUUGAAGAGUGAAAAUAAUGCAGGAAAUCAUGUGACAUUUCCAAAGGAGAGUUUGGCUGUUGAUGAUUUUAACUUAGGGUCUAAUGUUAGCCUGGCAAAAAUUAAGCAAGAUCAGAAACUGAUUGAAGAAAAUGAAAAGCUCAAAACAGAGAAGGAGGUUCUUCUUGAAAGUUACAAGGCAUUAGAACUGAAAAUAGAACAGACUGCCCAGGAGCUGCAGCAAGAGAAAGCAACUACCAUGGAUUUGACAAAAAACUUAGAAAGCACUUUGAAGACUCGUGUAGGUACAAGAAUAAAAAAUCUGGCGGCUAAGGUUAAAAUACUGAAAGAAGUUAGGCAUGUGAACAUUAAUGUUCGUUUUGCAGAUGACCUUUCAGAUGCUGUACAAAUGUUGGAUGAAGAGUGCUUUACUUCCCCAGCUUCUUUGAAUGAACUAGAUAUAAUUUGGGCAGACUACAGUCAGGCUCAGGAUAAGAUUCAAACUUGUCAAGAUGUGAAUGAAGGGAAUAUUUUGAUUGCCGAAAGGAAUGAGGUGCAACAGAAGCUGUAUAGAGCAAUAGAAGUUUUUAUUCUGGAAGUUGAUGCGUUACCUCUUAAUAAACGCUUGAAAACAUUGCAGGAUUUGUCAACUUCCUUAGAAGCAGUGUAUGGACAGGCCAAAGAAGGGACAGACUCUGAAGAAAUACUUAAGAAAUUUUAUGAAUGGAAGUGUGGUAAAAGAGAGGAAUUCCAUAAUGUUAGAAGUGAAACAGACUCUUCUCUACAAUGUCUUGUAGGAUGGUUCCGUAGCACCUUAAAGGUUUUUGAUCUAACCGUGGAAGAAUCACUGACUUCUGAAGACACAAUUGGCAAUGUUGAUGAAAUCCUAGAGAAGACUGAAAGAAGUAUCUGCAAAGAGCUGGAGAUAUCUCUGAUUGAGCAAGGUGUUGAGGACAAGGAGAUAAUUUUAAAUAUGUAUAGUCAAAUACUGCGAAAGAUUCGUUCAGAGGAAAGACUCAUUGCCACAGUACAAUCCAAGUACAAGGACAGUAUUGAGUUUAAGAAGCAGAUUAUUGAAUGGUUAAAUGAGAGCCCCAAUGUGGAUCACUUACUUACCAUUAAGAAGACACUGAAAGGUUUAAAAGCUCAACUGAGAUGGAAACUGGUUGAAAAGAAUAAUUUGGAAGAAUCUGAUGACCAUGAUGGAUCUGAAAUUGAGAAAAUAAAACAAGAAAUAACUCAUUUGCGCAAUAGUGUCUUUCAGGAAGUUUAUCAUGAGCAGAAGGAAUAUGAGAAGCUGAAUAGCUUGGUACAGAAGUGGUUCCCUGAGCUGCCUCUGCUUUAUCCUGAAAUAGGAUUACUUAAAUUCAUGAACUCUGGUGGUCUUCUUACUAUGAGCUUGGAGCGGGAUCUUCUUGAUGCUGAGCCCAUGAAGGAACUUAGCAGCAAGCGUCCUUUGGUAUGUUCUGAGGUUAAUGGGCAGAUGAUUCUUUUAAAGGGCUAUUCUGUGGAUGUUGACACAGAAGCCAGAGUGAUUCAUAGAGCAGCUGCUUAUCACAGAGCUUGGAGAGAAGCUAAAGAAGAGUCUGGGUUACUACCAUUGAUAUUCUUAUUUUUAUGCAAGUCCGAUCCUAUGGCUUAUCUGAUGGUCCCAUACUAUCCUAGAGCAAACCUGAGUGCUAUUCAAGCCAAUAUACCUUUAACUUCAGAAGAGGCUUUAAAAGUCAUGAAAGGUGUUGCCCAGGGCCUGCAUACAUUACAUAAGGCUGACAUAAUUCAUGGAUCACUUCAUCAGAACAAUGUAUUUGCUUUAAACCGUGAACAAGGAAUUGUUGGAGAUUUUGACUUCACCAAAUCUGUGAAUCAGCGAGCCUCAGUGAGCAUGAUGGUUGGUGACUUGAGUUUGAUAUCACCUGAAUUGAGACUGGGAAAACCUGCUUCUCCAAGUUCCGACUUGUAUGCUUAUGGCUGCCUUUUAUUAUGGCUUUCUGUUCAAAGUCAGAAAUUUGAGACAAAUGAAGACGGAAUCCCAGAAAUGGAUCAGUAUCAUCUGGAUGAUAAUGUCAGAUCCCUCCUCUUUAGCUUGAUCUGUUGUAAAAGUUCAAUGACUGCUGAACAAGUUUUGAAUGCGGAAUGUUUCCUGCUUCAGAAGGGAAAAUCAAUCUCAAGCCCAGGAAAAGACACCAAAUUUACUGAAUAUGAAGAGGAAGAAGAAUUUAAAAUGGAAAACUUGGAUAAAUAUAAGGAAAAGACAAGAAAUGGUGAAGCUAACUUUGAUUGUUAGAUUAGUAUUAUAUCUUUUGUUGUUAAAGAUGUGCCUUUUAAACAUUUUGUUUGGUUUGGUUAAAUGAACAGCAACAAAAAAGAUCUGGAAGUGUUCUGAACCAGUU